AUGAGCGAGUUAAUGUUGACAGUAGCAGGGAUGGAAAUAAAUACCAACACGGGUCCUUUUGACUUUGAUAUUAUUGAAUCCUUGUACAAUCAGUACUCACAUUUGCUAAAAGAUGAACCGAGCAGCCCCACAUAUUCUUUUAUUCCUUCAAUAAGGUCAAUUCCAGUAAUAAAUAGGCUAAUGCCAGCAUUAGAUGAAAAACAAAUACUUAUUAAAAAGCUAUUAUCGGAACAGAAGUCGGCCAUUAGCUAUAAAGAAUGGUUCGAUAUAUCCUUAAAACUAGAUGAAUUAUUAAAUAAUGAUCAGUGGAAAGUGAAUCCAGAAUCGAAUUUGUAUGACUAUGAGCUAGUGCAUAACAAUCUCAUAGAGAUGAGAAAUGCGAGGUUGUCCAAAGAUUAUAAGUUAUUGUUAUACUUAAUUAGAACCAAAUGGACUAGGAAUCUAGGUAAUAUGGGAGACAUUAAUUUGUAUAGACACUCACACGUUGGUACUAAAGCCUUGAUUGAAGACUAUAUAAAAGAAUGUGAAAUGUCUCUUGACUAUUUAAUAAAUAAUAGAGAUGUGAGCCUAGAUGAUCGAUAUUUGUUAGGUAUGCUCAUUCAAACUAGAAAAAAUAUAGGAAGAACAGCACUUGUUCUUUCGGGAGGUAGCACAUUUGGGAUAUUUCAUAUUGGGGUAGUGAUAACAUUGCUAGAAUCUAGUUUGCUACCAAGAAUAAUAAGUGGAUCUUCUGCUGGUUCGAUUAUAGCAAGUAUCAUAUGUUCUCAUUCAAACGAAGAGACAGUAUCCAUUUUAAAUGAGAUUAUGGUUAAAAAGUUUGACAUAUUUGAAAGUGGAGAUGUAGAAGAAGGGAAAGGAGAAAGUUAUAAGAGAGCAUUAAAAAAUCUUGGUCAUUUGUUGAAGUAUGGAACAUUAUUUGAUAUUGAUGCGUUGCAAAAUACAAUGAUUAGCCUUGUGGGAGAUUUAACGUUUAGAGAAGCAUAUAAUAGAACAGGGAGAAUUCUAAAUAUUACUGUAUCUCCCACUUCAAUUCAUGAACAAACUAGAUUACUAAACUACUUGACUGCACCGAACUGUCUUAUUUGGUCAGCUGUAUGUGCGUCAUGCUCGUUACCAGGUAUUUUUCCAUCUACAUUAAUUUAUGAGAAGGUUCCUAACUCUAAUGGUGUACAAGAAUGGAAUAAUGACGCAUCCAUGAAAUUUGUUGAUGGUUCAGUUGACAAUGAUUUACCUAUCACAAGACUUCUGGAGAUGUUUAAUGCUGACCAUAUCAUUGCAUGUCAAGUUAAUCCUCAUGUUGUUCCGAUUCUUAAAGUUUCUAUUAGUUCUAUUGGGGGUGAGGUGGAAAAUGAAUUGAAUUAUAAAUUUAAAAACUUUUUAAAUAAUUGCUAUGAUUUUAUGACGAGUGAAAUCAUACACUAUCUUCAGAUUUUAAAUGAAAUGGAUGUCUAUAAGACAUUAUCCAAUAAGCUAAUAACACUUAUUUCGCAGCAUUAUUCCGGAGAUAUAACCAUUUUACCUGAUUUCAAGACUGAAGACUUUUUAAAGGUAUUUAAAAACCCUACUCCAGAAUUUUUACUCGAUUUUAUAAUAAGAGGUGCUAGAGCUUCAUGGCCCAAAGUUACUGUGAUAUACAACCAUUGUGGGGUGGAAUUUGCUUUAGAUAAAGCUAUAAGUUUAUUACGAGGGAGGUUGAUCACGUCUUCGAAUAAUAAAUUAACUUAUAGAAAUUCGGAUUCAACUAACAACAAUGCUAACCAAAAUAUAACCUUGGUAAAUCUCCCAGUGAUGAAUUAUAAUGAUUCAAUAACUUCUCCAGUUACUCCAGAAAAAUCAAGAAUUAAUAGCUUCAGUCAUGUACCCCCAAAUAUGAAAAGGCAUAAUUCGGCUUCAUGUUCUAUUGGCAUAUCGGGUAGCACAAAUAAAGCUCCAGCUUUUAAAAGGAAUUCAAUAAGUGUUGCCAUACCUUCAACACAUAAACACAGCGACAAAAUUUUGAAGGGUAGAUCAACGACGUCUUUGGCUUCUAUGUCUUCUCAAUAUUCUCAUCAGAAUAGUGACAUUUCAGCAGAAACCACUUUAAUUAAUGAUGAUGAUAGAUACGGAAGGUUUGCACCUCUGAACAAGAGAUUAGAAAAGCACCAUAGCUUUCCAGAUAACUUUAAAACACCAAGUGGUUACAGUGAAGAUGUUGAAUCUAAAGCAGGAAAACAAGAAAAAGGCCUUAAUGAAAGACAAAAAGUACGGAAGGCUAAAAGUUCCGGAAAUUUCAAUAUUGUAGGAAGAAAAACUGAUACUAACAACCAAAAAUUGAAGUAUCAAACUGAAAGAAUCCCAUUUUAUAAAGGGAAUCCAUAUUUGGAUGUAUCUUCUAAACAUGCACACUUUGAUUAUGAAGGAGCUAAAGAUUUUCCUGAGAAUAUUUUAGUAGCUGCCUUUAAUGAAAACAUUGAAAAAGAAAAGCCAAACCUACCCAAAUUGUCGAAUAACAAUUCCUUGAGAAACUCAUAUAUUGGAUUGAAUAGACUCAAAGAUAAUUAUUUAUCAAGAUCUAAUAACAAUUCUAAUUAUAAUUUAAAGGAUGCAUAUAGUAGUGAGUUAAUCAAGAGUAGAUUGAUGAACUUACACUCCCCAGAUUUGAGGAGAUCUUUUUCUAAAAGUUAUCCUAAUGAUAAUAAAUACUCUCAAGUGUUUAACGCUACAGAUAACGAAGAGGAAAGUGACGAGAUCGGAAACGAACAGCCUGUUUCUGCAAAUGGUCUUUUUAAAGGAUCAAAAUUAAAAGACAAAGGAAAUGAUCGUAUUAAAAAUGAAAUUCAUGAACCUGACGAAGAAAUAGGUGCCGAGAAAAAAGAUGAGAUUGAAGACAACCUAGAAUGUGACGAAGAUGAUGAAAAGAAUAAUGAAGUAGACGAUGACAGAAAUAAUGAUGAUGACAACAAUGAAAGUUCAGAAAAGAAAGACUCCGAUGACAAAGUUAAGAUAAUCGAGCUCUCUGAAGAUAAUAGUACUGAAGAGAAACAAUCUGAGGGAACUGAGAAUGACGAGAAUGAUGAUUUUUAUGAGUGCAAUUAA
Debaryomyces fabryi is the source of this 3075-nucleotide messenger RNA. RefSeq lists its product as uncharacterized. Gene Ontology annotation, biological process: lipid metabolic process. Gene Ontology annotation, molecular function: triacylglycerol lipase activity. The record is from RefSeq and is a predicted model, not a curated record. The transcript has a single exon. NCBI's taxonomy places the organism in Eukaryota, Fungi, Ascomycota, Pichiomycetes, Serinales, Debaryomycetaceae. Bases 1 to 3075 code for a protein of 1024 amino acids.